This is a messenger RNA of Penicillium digitatum Pd1, 1122 nucleotides long. RefSeq names its product MFS transporter. Lineage: Eukaryota; Fungi; Ascomycota; Eurotiomycetes; Eurotiales; Aspergillaceae. Gene Ontology annotation, molecular function: transmembrane transporter activity. The record is from RefSeq and is a predicted model, not a curated record. Gene Ontology annotation, biological process: transmembrane transport.
AUGGUCAUUUUGACAGCUUCCCGCUCGGUGACAUGGUAUAUCAUUGCGAGAGUGGUCCAAGGCGCAGCAACGGCCAUGGUUUCGGUAGCUGGUCUUUCAAUUGUGACAGAGGCAGUCGAUAGAGCGAGUCUCGGGCAAAUGAUUGGAUAUCUUGGGACCGCCAUGACACUGGGAUUCAUGUCCGGUCCACUACUGGGCGGAUUGAUUUACAAAGUCGGGGGAUUCUAUGCCGUGUUUGGUAUGGCUUUUGGGAUCGUUGCUCUGGACUUCUUUCUUAGGCUCGCUGUUGUCGAGAAGAGGAUUGCUGAACGCUGGCUGUGUCUGACUGAUGGUGAGCAACCAACUCAGGAGAAUGGUUAUAUCCCCGAGCAGCCACCAUAUGGAGCUCUGGAAACUAGAACCAGUUGCGGUCAGACUGUGACAGAAAUUUCGACGAGUCCCUUGGCGCUGGGCAAGCUUUUGAAGCAGCCACGGAUUCUUCUGAGCCUCUGGGCAGUUAUCAUCGGGGCUCUGGUGGUCUCGGCAUUCGAUGCGACACUCCCCGUCUUUGUGGAGAACCACUUUCACUGGAAUGUUCUUGGCGCAGGUCUCAUCUUCUUGCCAGGUGCUGCAGCGGCCAUUUUCCAGCCCUGUUUUGGAUUUCUAUCGGACCGUUUUGGAACAAAAGUGAUUACCUUCGCAAGCUUUGCCAUUCUAGCCCCGAGUCUGAUCUGUCUUCGUUUUGUUGAGGAAAACUCGCCAUCCCACAUCGGUCUUCUCUGUGUGAUCCUGGGGAUCGUUGGAAUGUGCAUCGACUUGAGCGAGCCUGCCUUAAUAGUGGAGAUGCAACGUGUGCUGGAUGACAUGGAGUCUGCAGAUCCUGGAGUCUUUGGGGGUAGAGGCGCCGUGGCUCAAGCUUUUAGUUUGGAGAAUAUGGCACAUUUUGGCGGAUUGGCCUUGGGCCCUAUGGUAGGUGGGUUUGGGGAAUUCCGAUCCGGCUGGAAUAACAUAACUCUUGGGCUGGGAGUUCUUUCCGCAGUUACUGCGGUGCCCAUGUUAUGGCUUAGUGGUCCUAUGGAAGAAGUCUCCUGGACAGAGUCUGCAGACGAAGAGAUGGAGCGUGCUCCUCUGCUGACGGAGUAG